AUGCAUUUCCUCAAGUCUCUCACCACCCUCUUCGCAGGCGCCGCCCUCAUGGGUGUCGCCUCGGCCGCCGCUGUCAACACCAAAAUUUCAGCCCGAGAUUCUCCUUUCUCUGACCUCGGGCUCGAUAGCGACUUCUGGGGCACCAUGGACAACUACUGCCGCGGGACCGCCUCCUCAAAGCGUGUCGUUUCCUCUCUGCAGGCCCGCGCCACCGCCCCCAACGGCUACGACGUUGUUUCCCCCGGAAAAUACCAGGGCUCCUUCCAAGUCAUCACCAACGGCGGGGCCUGGACCGACUUCCUCGUAACUUGCUACGGCGUGGUAAUUGUCGGCGAUACCACCAACGCGGUAGCCAAGAAUAAGUUCCUGGCGCACUUCUACGCCGUCGAUUCUUUCAUGGAUGAUCUGUGGAGCGAGCUGUCCGGCGAGGUCGGAAAGCAGGACCUCACUAAUAUGAAGGCCUGGGUCAGUCUGCCCGACAUAUCGACCGCCCCGCCCGACUUAAACCGGGACAAUAUGCAGACCGUCGAGAAUAAGAUGAAGGAUCUGCUUAAGGGUCUCACAGGCCAGGCUCCUACGGCCAGGUACCACAGCAUGAGCGAUGCUAGUGACAGAGUUGGUGACAUCGGUACGAUGCAACUGAACUACGCGGAUUCGACCGUCAAGAUUGAUGGGCAGGAUGUCGCUUUUGGCAGCUAA
Molecule: messenger RNA, 699 nt
Organism: Pseudomassariella vexata
Lineage: Eukaryota; Fungi; Ascomycota; Sordariomycetes; Amphisphaeriales; Pseudomassariaceae
Exons: 1
Coding region: 1-699 (232 amino acids)
Source: RefSeq, a predicted model, not a curated record